AGGAUCUACUAAAACAUACCAUUUUGUACCAAGAAAUUUUUCAUCAAUUGGUGAAAUUUAAAUAUGUAAUUGUAACUUAUACUUUUCUACUUAACUUACUUUCUUAGUAUAUUAUAAUUAAUUUAUAACUAUAAUAAUUUUUGUAAUUUGUCUUGUAAUUUUAUAUUGUUACCUUGUAAUUGUUACUUUUUGGCUGAUGGCUUUCGCCAAAGUCACAAUAAACGAAAAAAAAAAAAAAACUCUUUGGGUACAAUAUAAAUAUACUAUUAUGGAGCUAUAGAUAUCCGCGUUUUUUACAUUUGCAAUUUUUGUAAUAUUUUAUAUAAAUAAAUUAAUCUAUGUGAAAAAUAGAUUUCUUAAGUAAAAAAAAAGAAGGAAAAAGUUAUUUUAAUUUUAUUUGCAUUUUCACAAAUCUUAAUGAAUAAUGUAACAUAUCGUUCAAUCGAUCAUUUAGAUUUAAUAUCGUAAAUUUAUUUUUAUAAACAAUAAUUUUAGUUUUUCUUUAAGUUUGUACGUCGUAGAUUAAUACUAUCAUGUCGCACGAUUCGGAGGAUGAAGCGGAAAUUUUGGAAAAUGUAUCUGAACUCAAGGAUGAACUUGAGAAUGACUUGAAGGAACUAUAUACAUUCAGAGAUUUGUUUUUUGAGAAUCAUCCUAUUGAGAUGGCUUCAAAGAAAAAUCAAUGUGUUGAAGAGAAGAAAAAUGUAUUGAUUGAAAAAUUUGAGGUUAUUGAUGUUGAUACCCAAGUACCUACUGCUCUUCGUGCCCAUUUUCUUUAUCUAAAGGGCCGAUUAUACAAUAUAAGCCCAACAUAUGAUUCUCGAGCAACACAGUGUCUCAGUAAGGCAGUGAAAUUGAAUCCUCACUUGGUGGAUGCAUGGAAUGAACUUGGAGAAAGUUACUGGAAAAAUAUGAAUGUCAAGGAGGCUAAAGCUAGCUUUGAAGGUGCACUGAAACAUGAACGAAAUCGCUUUUCUCUCCGCUGUCUAUCAAUAAUACUCCGCCAAGAAAGUGGGGAUAAAAAACGUGGGGAAGCCACUCCAGCUAUUCUCAAGAGUGUUGAAUUAGCUAAAGAGGCAGUAGCGCAGGAUAUUAAAGAUGGUGUAUCAUGGGCAGUAUUAGGAAAUGCAUAUUUAUGUCAAUUCUUUGUGGUAGCACAGGACCCAGCUACGUUAAAGUCAUGCAUGAGUGCAUACAAGCAAGCCUGCUUAGAUCCUAUUGCUAAGGGUCAGCCAGAUUUGUAUUACAAUAAGGGAAUUGCUUUAAAGUAUGAAGAGUAUUAUUCGGAGGCUUUGGAGAAUUUCGAGUACGCAUGCCAGCUGGACCCACCAUGGGAGACGCCACGAGUAGAGUUGACGCGUCUGACGCAGUACCUGAACAGUGCCAAUGAACUAGUUCGAACUAAAGGGAAGAUUAAGACAAAGAAAUUGACACAGAUGGUGCAGUCAAUAGACGAUACAUCGAUUGGGCCAGCGCGGGUGCAAUUAUCGCAACUUCUGCCCGGACACAACGUCGGCACCGCUCUGGGGGUCGUCGUCGGCUCCAUACACAACGACAACGCCGUGCCCUUCACAUUCGCAAUAGUGGACGAGAGUAUGGAGUGUGUCUGCGUGACGGUGUACAACUGGGCGGACGGCCGUGGCGCUAUCAUUGGGGAUAUUGUUUCUAUACCGGAGCCUCAACUGCGGGAGCACAAGUUCGACUCCCCGUUAGCGACAUACAACUUCAAAUCGAUCCGCGUCAAUAAUCCGAUGUCAAUGUUGGUGAACGGCAAGCGUGUGGGACGCAACCAGUUCGCGUGCACCAAAGUGACGAGCACGUACGAGAUACAGUGACCCAGGUAUACCAUGGAGGUCAUUAGGAACCAAUGACCGUGCCGGUCGCUAUGAUCGGCCUUUUAUAACAUGGUGACGUUUAACAAUAGCUCCUAAUUAACAUGAAUAAAAUUUUAUAGGAGACAGAAUAAUUCUUAAUUCUGAAUGUAUUUCAAAUAAAAUGAAAAUAAACAGUAAUCGAUUUUACGAUAAAUUUUCAACAUAUUGAAGUAAAAAUAUUUGUCUAUAUAAUAUAGAAACAAAAAUUAUGUAUGUUAGGAAAAAAUCUAUAUCCAUUUUAUAAAUGUUAGUUAGGAGAUAUUGGUGUUUACACGUUGAUGUGGUAUGACGUUUGGCGUUAAAUAUUUUUAAAUACAAGCCUUUAUAGUAUAUUCCGCCAUUUUGUGGUUGUGGCCAUUUUAUAAUGAUAUCCUGCAACUUAUUUUUCAAUCUCUUUCAUUUGAUACCUAUAUUAACGAGAUUAAAAAAAAAGCUAUCUGCCAUCUUGUGGCAGUUGCCUUGUUGAAAAUAUUAUAAUAUUAAACAUUAAAUUGUCAUCAAAAUUAAUGGAUAUGCAUUAUUUCAACAAAGUUACUUAGAAGGAACUGAUUCUAAUUGGGUUUGCAAAAUUUUAUCUAAACAAACUAACAUAUAUUGCAAGUUAAAUAUAACCUCGUAAUAAAAAAAAAAAGGAUAAGUGAAAUAAUAUCUUAUGGGCUGAAAUAUAUGCUACUUCCGCACUGAGUAUGUAUAAGACAGGAACUAAAAUGUGUUAUUUUUUCAUUGAACGCGCGAUACUGCGCGGUUUUCAAUGCUCUACUAUAAUCUAUUUGCUUAUCAAUUAUCUCAAUUCUAAAAAAAAGUCUAAAAAGAAAUGCUCUUGUUUCCCGUGACAUCUCAAUUUUGAUUUACGUAAAUAAAAAAAAAUACACAUAAAAUUGCUUCCUACAAAUACAUUCUCAAUAUUGAAGCUAAAUUCUACUGAUAUUAUAAAUGUGAAAGUUUGUAAAGGUGUUUGUAUGUUUGCAUGUUUGUAUGUUUACAUGUUUGUAUGUUUACAUGUUUGUAUGUUUAAAUGUUUGUAUGUUUAGAUGUUUGUGUGAUUUAUAAGAGACGGGAAUUAACGCAAUCAUAACCCUUUUAUUAUAAACCAUAAUGCAAUGCGAAAGUCUAAAAGAUAAUAUACAUAUUUGUGUGUUUGUAUGUUAAUGAUGGCCAUAAUUAUACUGGAUGAACACAUAACAAUUAAGGGCAUAAACCAUACAGCGUGAUAAUCGAAAAGUUAAUAUACAUGUUUGUAUGUUUAAGUGUUUGGAUGUUUGUAUGUUUAUUAUGGCCAUAAUUAUACUGGAUUAACACAUAAGUCACUUUCUAUUAUUAUAAUUCAUGCGGACAUAAUGCAAUGUGAUAGUAAAAAAAUACAUGUUUGUAUGUUUAAGUGUUUGGAUGUUUGUAUGUUUAUGAUGGUUUGUAUGAUUAUACUGGAUUAACACAUAGGUCAUUUUCUAUUACUAUAAUUCACGUGGGCAUAAAUAAUGCAACAUGAUAGUAAAAAAAAAAAUACAUGUUUGUAUGUUUAAAUGUUUGGAUAUUUGUAUGUUUAUGAAUGACUAUAAUUAUACUGGAUUAAUAUAUAAGGCACUUCUUAUUAUAAUUAACGCGGGUAGUGUCGCAGGAAACACUAGUUUUCAAUAUUGAAGUCGGGCUUCCUUUGUUGAUGUGAUGACCCCAAUCGCAUUUCGUCAUGCUGGUUUUUUUUUUUAAAGUAUAAAAAUUAACCUAUGUUUUUCAGGCUAUUUCUGUUACUCAGUUAUGAUGGAUUAAUAAUACAAUGUCCCAAAUGAUAUCAAAUUAUUGAUAAAAAAGAAAUUAAUAUCAGUACGUAGGAAAGGUUGUGAUAAUAUUUCGUAUAGAUCCCAAUAGAGGGCGGUAGAGCAGAUCUCAUUACAAAUUAUUUUAAACAAGGCAUUUUCUUCCAUGUUUGUCUUUAGAGUUUUGUUCAUUAAUAGUUGCAUAUUUUUAUAUUGUUAGUAAUUAUAGUAUUAUUUAGUAACUAGUGAUUGCAAUUAAUUACUUACUAUUAAUUGGGCUCGAAUACUCGUAGUAAUUAUGAUUUAAUAAUAAUAAUGUUUAUUUAUUUCUGACAACUUUUUGAGUACAAUGAACAAUUUAUAAUAAUACCAUAGAUACAUUAAAGUUGCAGAGAACUGGUGCCUGAACUGGGUAUCCGAAGAACCUGUAUCACAAGGCACCAAUUUAGUUAGCACAAAAGGCAUUUAGUUAUAGUUUUUACAAGUUAUCUAUGUAAUACGAGUAAUUAUACAAAAAAAUACAAUUGCUAAAAUGUCAUUAUGAUAAAUAACAGUACUAAAUAAACAUUUAACAUGGCCAGUGACUAUACAGGGUGUAAGUGACAGUAUGGCAAGAAUUGGAAACAGUGAAUUCAGUAAGAUUCUCGAAAAUUUCAAACAUUACCCUGUUUUUUUUUUUUUUUCAUUUAAAAUCAUGUAAUCUAUGAUAUUAUUAUAGUGAAAUACUAUGAAAUAUCAAAAAACAGUAAUGUAACACACGUAUUAAAAUCCUAAUACGCGUGUAUCCUAGCUAUAAGUGUACGAAAACUACCUACGAAAAAGUGAUAUUGACAGCGUGAUACCUACAUAUCACGAAUCGUGUGGAUACUAAAAUUUCAAAUACAUUGCACGGCAUCAAAACUAAAAAUCGUUAUUUAUAUGGCUGUGUUGCAUUUUUGGCGGGAAACUAAUCUGCCAUCUGAUUCAGACCAUUCAUCUGAAUCAGCUGUUUUCUUUUUGGCCAACCUGUCCUUUCCACCCCAUUUAAUAUUUUACUUACAUGCUUUAUCAUUCUUUAACAAACUACAUUGAUUAUUUUCAAAGUGACCGUUAUGCAGGGUAAAUUAUACAUAUAUAUAUACACAAAUGGCCAAAUUUAAAACUAUAAGAUAUAUAUAUAUAUAUAUAAAUACAAAAAUCACUCCAAAGGAGUCUUAGGCCGAUUUUGACAAAAUGGCAUGAUUAUAUUUUAGAAAAAAAAAAAAUAUUUUGUAAGUCAUUAAUAGAACCCAAUUUUUUUUUUAAUAUAAUAUAUCUAUAAGAUAUUGAAAAAGUAAAUGUGAUAAACUAACAUGUCAACACGCAAGCAAAAUUAAUGAAUUGUUUGUUCUACAAUUUGAAAUGGUAUACAGGUAAUGAUUAUGAAAGGAAACCCUUGCGAUAAGUGUAUGUAUAAAUUAUUACUGUAACGAAUAAUAAAUCUAAGGGGUCCAUUAAUCAUGUGAUGUUUUUUUAGUAACUUUUUAACCCCUUCUCCCCUGGUGAUAAAUGGUGAUGUUAUAGAUCAAACCCCCGUUUUAUCUAAAAUCACGUGUAUUUUUUUGGUGUCAAGUCUUAAAAUUUUUUAGAAUAUUUUAUCUUUAAAUACAGGUGUAAUGUAAUUGUGGCAAAGUUUUAAAAUGUUCAGACAGGAAUUAAGGUUGAACAGCGAGUCGAGGUCACUCGCCACUUUUCGAUUUAGACAUCGUGCGUUCACCGAAAAAAUAAAUACACGUAGUAUCUCAAUAAUCUCUCCUCUCCCUUGUGACUCUAUUCGUGAAAAAUUACGAAUUUAGAAUUCUGGUAUAUUAUCCUUUACGAGCCUCACGUGGUUAAUGCACGACCCCUAAGGGGGUUAAAAAUUGUAUAUUUAACCUAAAUUAUAUAUACAUCAAGAAUGAUUGAAAGAAUGUUAGAAUCUUACCCUCCAAUAUCUUUAUUUUGCAUUGAUAAUUUUUAAUAAAACUCCUUUGAAUUAUUUCUCGAAUGGUUCUAUCUUGCGAAUGAAUGACAUUAGACAUAAAAUCUUGUACAUUACUGCUCUCUUAGACAUGUGACCAACGAAUCGAUCGAUAGAUAUGUUAUCGGUACCGCAGGCAUGUUAUAUAACGAGCAACAACAUCCGGUGUAUUAGAAAGAAUGAGAUGUAUACGACGUACGCUGACGAGUAGAAAAGGUAAGUAUCUACUAAUAAAUUCGUUUGCCACCUGUCUAAGUUUGUUUAGUAAUUCUGGUCGAGUGAAGAGUAAUUCGUUAAGUAUCUGAAUCAAUUGAAGAUAUGUGCCUUUAUCGUCGCCAUACUUACUAGAACUCAUUCCUAAUUCUAUCUACCUUACUUUGACAUCACCUAUUGCUUGCUCGUAUCAAAUAGCGAGGAUCUUUCAGAUAGAAAUAACUACCCACAAUUACAAAAAGAGUUCCAAUAUGAACAUGUUUUUCGCCUUAAGGAUUCUUCUUUAGAAUUACUCGUCACUCUAUUACUAAAGCAGUGAGACCUAUAGAAUAUAUGGCCUUAGAAAGGUGUCUUAACGAAUUUCCGACAUAUUCGUUAAGCACCUAACACACUGUGAAGGUGCUAUAUUUGAUUUUGAAUUAAGAAUAUUAUUGCAUCUUAAGGUAUCACACACGGCUGAGUUACGUUAAUAUAUGAAAUCUUUUCAGUAUCUAUCGCGUGUACUUUUGUAUUUGACUUUUAUAUCUUACAAUGAUGUGUUACGACAUUAGUGUCUUACGAUAUAUUUGCCUUAUUGGUAUAUUAAGAUACGAUUGAAAUGUAAGAUGAAAUUAUGUAUCCAACGGUCAAUUUAAAGGGAACGAUAUUCUAAAAUAUUAUAGUAUCUUCACCGUGUGUAACGUGCUUUAAGGUGCCUAUUAUAAGGCUGUAUAGAUAUUUUUAUUACUGUUUCUAUCAAUUGGUCUAUAUUUGACGAUGGAUACUACUAAAGGCUGAAUUUGAAUUUUUAUAGAAAAUUUGAUAUCUUCACUCAGGGAUCAUGUUUGAUUUACAAGGAAACGUAGUUUUAUUUUAAAAAUAUAUAAAAAAUAUAUAAAUGUAAACCUAUGUAUGUAUGUAUGUGUACCUACGUCUCGUCUUUAAUUUGUGUUAAAAUAAACUGUUCAUAUAUGUUAUAAUUAUAUUGGUGUUGUCAACUAUAUGUACUAGUAUAUUAUAAACAGUCAUUACAAAUAAUGGAACAUUAAUUUUUAAUUCAGUCAGCUGUUGAAUAAAUUGUGAUUUUCAAACCAG
Molecule: messenger RNA, 6890 nt
Organism: Galleria mellonella (greater wax moth)
Lineage: Eukaryota; Metazoa; Arthropoda; Insecta; Lepidoptera; Pyralidae
Product: tetratricopeptide repeat protein 5-like
Exons: 8
Coding region: 534-1835 (433 amino acids)
Molecular function (GO): protein binding
Source: RefSeq, a predicted model, not a curated record